Molecule: messenger RNA, 390 nt
Organism: Prorocentrum cordatum
Lineage: Eukaryota; Dinophyceae; Prorocentrales; Prorocentraceae
Source: the annotation of a GenBank genome assembly
AUGACUGACCUGGGGUACCUCCUUGUCAGGCUGGGGGAGUACGCCCAGGGCGAGACCUACCUGCUGGACGGUCUGCAGCGCUUCCCGUACAGCUGCUACGGCUGGAACGCGCUCGGAGUCGUUCGGGUCCACACGGGCCGCCUCCAGGAGGCCGUCGAGGCGCUCACGGAGGCGGUGCGGUGCGACCCGGAGGCGCCAGGCACCUGGAGCAACCUCGCUGUGGUCUACGCCUACGGCGGCGCCGAGCAGCAGGCGGUGGAGGCCCUGCAGAGCGCGGGCGCGCUCAACGCGAGCCACCCGGCGGUGGUUCACAACACGCUCGUCCUGCGAGGGGACCCAGCGGUUGCCGGCUCGACGCCGGACCUCUUCAUCCCCCCGCUGGCCGGGUGA